Prorocentrum cordatum is the source of this 513-nucleotide messenger RNA. The record is from the annotation of a GenBank genome assembly. Lineage: Eukaryota; Dinophyceae; Prorocentrales; Prorocentraceae.
GCCACUGGGCCCCCCUGCAUGCGGUGCUGCAGGCCAUCUGGGGAGGACGCGGAGCGCCUCUUCGUGGUGGUCUCGCAGAGGAGCAUAUUCACUCCAGACUGCCCUCACGGGCCUUACUGCGGCAGCUGCGUCGCGAAGAUGCAGAGGCUCACGCUGCCCUUGUGCCUGGGGUGCAACGCGCUGGUCCAGAGAUUCGAGGCUGAGCUCGGUGCAGGCCGCCAGGCUGGCAGCCUCUCUCGGGAGCUGGCGGCCCCGUGCGAGCUCAGCGCCCCGUCCCCCGGCGCCGCGGCCGCGCCCCCGGACGUCGCCGCCGACGCCGCCGCUGGGGCGGACAGCGCCGCGAGCGCGCCCGCGCCCGCCGCCGCGGGCGCCGCUGCCGGCCCCGCCGGCGCUGCUGCCGACCCUUCCAGCGCUGACCGGCCAGGCACAGGCGGCCGCGCUGCUGGAAGCACGGUUGCAAGCGCCGCCGGCGCCGCGCUGCCGGAAGUUGGGCAUUUCGACAGGCUCGACUGA